AUUGUGAGGAAGUUCGUUCGGACCUUCAUUUCGAAUCCAGACUUCGUUACCAAGCCCAAGGCCGACCCUACAGACACGUCGAGAAGGAGGCACUUUAGUGACCCUGCCACAGGGAUGUGGCUCGAGCGUGCCCACGAGCGAAUUGCGGUGAAGGCGUAUUUCUGUCUAUUUGCGUUCGUUGGAGAUUCCCCAGAGAGAAGCAGGGCAUCGGCGACAAUGCAGCAGAACUCGCACCGGCCAUGCUCGAAUUGCUACGUUAGAGACUCGCAUCUGAGGGAUCUGGAUUUUGUGGUGGGGGCACGGACGGUGAAGGAGCACAGGUUCAUUGUUCGCAAGAUCCUUGAGGCACCAACCACGCGGCUCGCCAAAGAGAGGAAGAAACGGUGGUCAACACAUCCGAUUGAGUGUGUGCUGGAGCGAUGGAACUUCUCGGAGACGGAUUGGGGGAACGUUUACCUGGCGUGCGUCGCCGACAUUCUCCACGUGCUCGAUUCAGGCGUCCCCUCCCACAUGGCUGAUUGUUUCUUGGAGGGGAAGACCAAGCCCGAACUGAGGGAGCUUGAACGGCGAAAGAAGGAGUAUAAGAAGGACACGCCAAGUGUGAUUCUGCGUAUCCCCGGGGGGUCGUCUUUCUUCCGGACAGGGGCUAACUACGCUGCAUUCGAGUACCGGGCAAUGAUGCAGGUGAUGCCGAUGCUCAUUGCGGACAGGUGUGUGGGUUGUGACACGGAGGGACGUCUCAAAAGAGAGAGGGAGGUGUUGGCGUUUCGGCUGUACGCUGAGUUUUACAAGACGCUGCUGGGAGUGCAACGGCACACCCUGGGGUCGCUGGAAGAGGUGAAGAAACAAGCCGUACAGCUGGUGGAGGCGCUGAUCGCGGCAUUUCCCAACCAGAGCUCGGAGUGGCAGCUGCCGAAGAUCCACUCGAUCGUGCACAACAUCGAUACCAUCCCUCUCCGAGGCAUGCCCCACCACUACUCGACCGAGUUGUGGGAGAGGACGCACAAGGGCACUGUGAAAGGGCCGGUCCGGGGCGGGAACUGGAAGGAUAUCCCUCGGCGGAUCGUGGCGGAGGACAUGCAGCGGGAGAUAGCUCGUGAAAUCGCUGCCAAUGCUGGCGGAGGGCGAGAGUACGUCACGGCACUACGCGAGGCGGUCCGGCACCAGGAGUACCGUCUGACCAAGCGUGGCAAGCCUAUGACACCGACCGUGGCGGAUGAUGGGCUGUUCCAGGAGUACCGCGAGGUAGUGGGUCCGGACAUGGAUGGGCUUGUGGGCCGUAUUCGGGCCGCCGGCGUUGAUCCCUCAUGCAUCUCGGUCCACACGGCGGUGGCGAUUCCACGAUCGCGUGGUGGAGAGCUGGUGGAAAAGGCGGCGUUUGUGAAGGCCAGCCCUCGUGAAAAUUGGUUCUCGGAUGUGGCGAUCAUGGCUUCACGGCGGGAGUGGUAUGCGCGCACGCUGCUGAUAUUCAGAGGGCGGAAGGCGGAGGGGGGUAUGGGCGACUUUGCCUUUGUGAAGUUCUACGAGGUCGCUGGCGAGUGCCCAUACACCACCUGCAAGGAACUGCGACCUGGGUGGUCACCUCUCACCCAUGGGGUUAUUGAGCUGAGCAGCAUCAAGAGGCUGGUGCACGUGUGCAAGUCAUUCACCAACCCCAAAGUUCUCCUCCUCAACAAGUUCAUGCUGUGCGAGUAG
This is a messenger RNA of Closterium sp. Naga37s-1, 1695 nucleotides long. The record is from the annotation of a GenBank genome assembly. NCBI's taxonomy places the organism in Eukaryota, Viridiplantae, Streptophyta, Zygnematophyceae, Desmidiales, Closteriaceae.